Messenger RNA from Toxoplasma gondii ME49, 1979 nucleotides. RefSeq lists its product as hypothetical. The transcript has 2 exons. Bases 832 to 1077 code for a protein of 81 amino acids. The record is from RefSeq and is a predicted model, not a curated record. Lineage: Eukaryota; Apicomplexa; Conoidasida; Eucoccidiorida; Sarcocystidae.
GGAUUCGGGUGCCACAACUGUCUGCCUUGGCACAAGCUGUUGCGAUACAUAAAUAUUCAACACCGACUGCCGGACUCAGUCAUGCUCCCUUUCGUUUCUAUGGUAGCCACAGUGGCUUGGUGUGGAUGGGUAAAAAGUGUCAACUCGUCUCACCAUGCUGCCGAUGCAACAGUACCGGGGGUCCUGUCUGCAGGCGAGCCAUGCAAGGGUCGAGUAAGACAAAUUUCAUUGGAAUUUCAGAGUGCGAUAGAUAAUGAUACACAUCAAAACGACGUAAGAUGACUUGAUAUCUGCUGGUUUCCACAGCUUACAAAGAUGCAUGGGUCAAGCGGUGGAGGGAACAAGAAUGCAAGAUGCUGUACGACGUCUUGGGGCUUCCGAGGCCGGUGAAUGCUCGCGAAUCACUCGUUUACAUCAGCAAACUGGCCUUGUAUAUUACUGACUACUGAUUGCCCUUUGAAGAUAUAGCCUGUCGUCGUCAGACAUGUGUCCGUAGAAAGGAGCCUUCCAGGACUGGUUUGGGAUACAAACUGCAAAGGCAACACAGCAACCAAUUUUUCCACAAUAAAGCGGGCCCCUGCUCUCGAAAAAAGGCAUUCGGAACGGGAGGGAACUGAGGCGGGAAUUUCAGAUUCGCCGAAUGUUUCUGUGAUUAAUUUCCACAGUGACAUCGGUGCAGGGUGCGCAAAAGCAACUGCAACAACCCAAGAUUGCAAAUAAUUUGGCGUAUGGGAGUGACAACCGCCAUCACCACAGUAACAAGCAGCAGCUAAAAACGGCAAAUACUAUGGCGCAUGAGAGUGAUAGCUGCCGUCGACAAAUUAACGAACCAUGAACAACAGGAGUGUGCAUGUGUGCGGCGAGAGGCACACUGAAGCUGCUGGACAACUCGCUUCAUCGUCCCUUCUCUCACCACAUCCACACUGUUGUCUUCCACCCAUUUCCCACCUGAAACGGCGUUCCGUAGGUCGUCACCAACAUUUGGCUGGAGGACAUAUCCUACAGGCUGAUGUCCAAGUCCAGUGGCUUCACUGUUUUGCUGCGGAGCUCCUCGGGCAUCUGUCGACAGAGAUGUAGGGUUUUCAGGACGCUGGUCAUCCACCUUCGUAAAAACUGUGUCGCCAACUUCUUGGUUGGAAUGUAAACUAUAGUUUCCAUGGAGCAGGUCCUGUUCUGUUCUUGAUACUUCAUCACCGAGUUCAACUCUGGAGGCUCGCGGUCGCGGAAUGACAGCAGCAGCCGCUGGAAGCGUGUUCCUAAGGACAGCUACUCGACUUAGGACCGGCGACGACGCUGAUAGUGAUUCAUGGACCGAGGAAGUUGAGGAAAUGAAAGGACCACGUGACAGGUCAGCGACAUCGUCCUGAUAGAGUCCGGGUGAACGUGAAAAAGUACCGGCUACUGGGGGAAAGGAAACCGUUUCUCCUCCGCCUCCCAGAACAAGAGGAGGAAGCACUUGCAGCAGUGCAUAGUUACUCGGGUCAUCCUGCCGAAAACCACCAGAUAGAGGACGUGGCGAGAGGGAUGCUACAGCUUGUGGAAAGUAGUUGUUGACACCAGCUGCAAGGACGCCUAGGUGUGGUCGGAGUAAAUCACUCGCAGCAACGCCUGCAGUUUCAAUGACCUUUCCUAGCAUAUGAGAUGCUCCAAGUUGUCUGUGUUCGGGUUCUGGUUCGGUAGAAAAUGCGCCGACGAUAGGCCACCCACAAAAAGAUGAAGAGCAGCCGGUGCUGGCGAAGUCCGAGAAAUGUCCGGUCAGAGGCGCCUGACCACCCGAAGGAACCGAGGCCUCAUCCGCUGUAAAACGAUAGGGAAACCUGUGUCCGCCCAGCUCCGGCAAAUUCGGUGCUGUCGCACAUGAUGCUGGUGUCACCAUAAACCCCAAAGAAACUACCACGACACACACUCGUCGUAGCACACGAACUGAUUCCUUUUCGGGGUGGGAGUGAACUGUCAUUUCGGAAUCGGAAUCCAUGCGA